Molecule: messenger RNA, 1367 nt
Organism: Pistacia vera
Lineage: Eukaryota; Viridiplantae; Streptophyta; Magnoliopsida; Sapindales; Anacardiaceae
Product: protein EXORDIUM-like 5
Exons: 1
Coding region: 33-1211 (392 amino acids)
Source: RefSeq, a predicted model, not a curated record
UUUCCAUAACCAAACACACACUGUGCCCACAUAUGGCAGCUGUCUCCAGCCCAUUUCCCCUCUUUAUAAACCCAUCUCACUCUUCAAAUCAAACCUCACCACCACCUCCUCCACUUUACCUCUACCUCACCGCAAUGUCGACACCACACUCCUUCUUCUUCCUCCUCUCUGUAGUAUUCACUUGUUUUGCUUUACUUUCAGUUUCAGCAGAACAACAACAAAUGCAAACACUGACCACAAAACAUCCUGAAUAUAUCAACCCAAAGCUUCCUCCAAGAACACUUUCUUCCUCUAAAAAAUUCGAAGGCUCAUCGGAUUUGGUCAACCUCCGUUACCACAUGGGCCCCGUUCUCUCUUCUUCUCCCAUAAACAUCUACCUCAUCUGGUAUGGCAAGUGGGCAAAUUCCCAAAAGCUCCUCAUCAAAGACUUUAUUCUCUCCAUCUCCUCCACCACCCCAUCAACCAAAACCGCCGCCAAACCCUCCCCCACUCCCUCAGUCUCCCAGUGGUGGCAAACUGUCUCUCUUUACACCGACCAAACCGGCGCUAACGUCUCCAGAACCAUCCUCAUUGCCGGCGAGUAUGCAGACCACGCUUACUCGCAUGGUAACCAGCUCACGAGACUGUCCGUACAGCAGGUGAUAGCCUCGGCGGUAAAGUCAGCGCCUUUCCCCGUCGACCACAAGAACGGAAUCUACCUGAUACUCACGGCGCCGGACGUUACAAUGCAAGAUUUUUGCAGAGCCGUUUGUGGGUUCCAUUACUUCACUUUUCCGUCGAUGGUGGGUUACACUUUGCCGUACGCCUGGAUCGGCAAUUCCGCGAAGCAAUGCCCCGAAGUUUGCGCUUACCCUUUUGCGGUGCCGGGGUACAUGGGCGGAGGUGGGCCGCAGGCGUUGAAGCCGCCGAACGGCGACGUGGGUGUGGACGGGAUGAUAAGUGUGAUAGCUCACGAGCUCGCUGAGCUGUCCACGAAUCCAUUGGUGAAUGCGUGGUACGCCGGGGAGGAUCCGACGGCUCCGAUGGAGAUUGGCGACUUGUGUGAAGGGCUGUACGGGACAGGUGGCGGUGGAGGGUAUAUCGGUCAAGUGAUGAAAGAUGGAGGAGGGAAGACUUUCAAUAUGAAUGGAAGGAAAGGGAGGAAGUUUUUGGUUCAGUGGAUUUGGAGUCCUGUGUUGAAAGCUUGUGCUGGUCCUAAUGCUCUCGAUUAGGAAAGUUAAAAAAUAAAAAAUGAAUCUUGAUUUUUGGAGAUUUUUCAUUUUUCAUUGUUUUAUUAGUAUAUUUAGAUGUAUAAAGAGGGUCUUUUUACAAUGUUUACUUACAUAAUCUAUUCAUAUCUAUAAUAGACUUGAAAUUUUCAUUUCCAA